AACGAAUUAAAAAUUUUAAGUACUACAAUUAUAGAAACAUUUGGCAAAAAUGUUUAAGUUAAGCAUUGUUCAUUUUCUUGUAAUUUUUACAUUUUCAAAUUUUAAUCAAAUCAAAGGACAUGAAAAUGCAUUUGAAGAUGGCGAUUAUGAACAUGGACUAAAUCAAAAUGUAACCUUAUCACGAUCCAAAAGAGGAGUCGUGAAUUUGUAUUUAAUGAUGAAAUGUGGCAAUAACAAAUGUAAACCAUUUUCCUACAAUGGACAUGGUUGUUUUUGUGGAAAAGGAGGCUCUGGAAUACCUGUAGACGAUAUUGAUAAAUGUUGUAGAAUGCAUGAUAUAUGCUACUCGAAAAUUAAUGUUUGUAUUUCUUGGUUCUAUUAUUGCAUGCCUUAUGAAUGGGAGUGCUCCGAAAAAGGAAAGCCAAUUUGUGAUUAUGAAAAAGAAAAAGACAAUGGAAAAUUGUCAAUUGGUCAAGAAUUGUGUAAAUGUGAUCGAGAUUUUGCUUUAUGUUUAUCACAAUUCUCUUGUCCAGAAGAAAAAGCCAAAUGCAUUCCCGGUCAUGGAGAGAAGCAAAUUAAUGAAACACAAGAAUUCAUGACAAAGGAAAAGAAAAAAUUAUGUGAUCAAAAUGUGUGUCCCCGUAUUAAUAGCAAAAAAAUGUUUGUUGUUUGAAAUAGAAAAAAAUCUUUUAAACAAUUAAAUAAUUUUUUAUUUAUGUAAAUAUUUUAUAAAAGCUUAAAUUUGUCAAAAAAUUUUGUAAAAAUAAAAAAAAAAGAAAACAAAUUUUAGAGUA
Molecule: messenger RNA, 794 nt
Organism: Leptopilina boulardi
Lineage: Eukaryota; Metazoa; Arthropoda; Insecta; Hymenoptera; Figitidae
Product: basic phospholipase A2 nigroxin A-like
Exons: 5
Coding region: 50-673 (207 amino acids)
Biological process (GO): phospholipid metabolic process; lipid catabolic process; arachidonate secretion
Molecular function (GO): calcium ion binding; A2-type glycerophospholipase activity
Source: RefSeq, a predicted model, not a curated record